This is a messenger RNA of Calypte anna (Anna's hummingbird), 2927 nucleotides long. RefSeq names its product small integral membrane protein 32 (gene SMIM32). NCBI's taxonomy places the organism in Eukaryota, Metazoa, Chordata, Aves, Apodiformes, Trochilidae. The transcript is spliced from 2 exons. The coding region runs from base 795 to 1310 and encodes 171 amino acids. The record is from RefSeq and is a predicted model, not a curated record.
CGUUCUCUGCUGCCCUCCCCCAGCUCGAAACCUCCAGCCAGAGCCUCAGGCACUCAGGAGGCUUUUUCAGAAGAUCUCUUCCCUUUUGAGCAUCGUGUCAGUGCCAGCUGCACCCCGGGCUGCAGCGCUGGUCGGCACCACCACGCAGCUCUCCCCGUUCCACGGCACCAAGUGACGCUGCAGCGGAGCUUCUGUCUUGGGGAAAAAGUCAGUGAUAGAACCCUGCCGAGUCCCACCUCGCAGCUCGGCUAAGAGAGGGGCUUUCCAAAGAAUCAACCCCUCUCCCAUUCCCAAAGAGGCUUUUUUGAUGUGCUUUUUUUUUCUUUUUAAUACGAAGGGACAUUGUUUGUUUUGUUGUUUUUUUUUUUUUCUCAAAGCAAUCGAAAGGAUUGCCUGGAAAGCUCCAGGAGAAAGCUCAGCUUCUUAACACUGGUUCCGCAGAGUGCUGUUAACUGGGAUUAAGAAAGUCAAUUCAUGCUUCGCAGCACCAGGAUUUCAACAGCACGGAGCCUCCCGAGGCAGAGCCCGGCGGCAGCAAAUCCAGCCGGAUGGCAAAGCAGCAGCCGCCUCUCCCUGCAGAUGCCAUUUAACCCCGGAUUUGUGAGCAUCUCACUUGGGAAAAUCAGCUGGAAACCCACCGUGCCUUCCCUACACGGACAGUGAGUGCUGACAGCCCAAACCUUGGCUCCUCUCUGCCCAGCUGCCGGCCCCGGGGCUGGGGUGAGCAGAGCAUCUUCCCAUGCGGAGCUCCCAGCAGGCUCCGGAGUUUCUAGCCCAUCCCGGCUGACCAGCAGAUGAUCCAGGAUAUUCCCGCAAAAGAAAGUGGGGGAAAAAAAGGAAAAGAAGGGAACGAGGGCCAGGACACGAGACAAAAUGCAGCUGAUUUUCAGCCCUUUGCAAGCAGAAACUUUGUUUCUUUCCUAUGCCAACGACUGACUGCGUUUGCACUCCUGCUUUACUUCUACCGUGGAGGAAAAUUAAGCAAGAACAUGUAUAGUGAACUGCUAAAUUCAACCAGUGCCACUGAAGCUCACCUCAUCAUUCAGACCAACACUCCCUACCUGAGCGGCACCCCCAGACCCGUGAGCUCCUCUACUUUUUACCUGUCGACAGCCAGGGUGUUAAAAGAAGGGGAAAUAAACAAACCCGACCUGGUGACUUACAUCAUUCUGUUUUUCUUCCUGCUCUUGACUGUGACCCUCAUUGUGCUCUUCAUCAACUGUCAGCUGAAAAACUCUUUUUUUGCUACUCUUCCUUACGACAGAUCGCUCCGAGAAGCCAGGAGCCCGUGGAGGACACAAGCUGUCUGACACUGGAGAGCAACUGGGGCUUUACAAGAGGAGAAGGCACCAGAAAGGCUGGGCAAGGAGGCUUUGUCACCAUAUGCCAGGCAAGGGAUGUCACCCUCUUCAGAGCCACAGGCUGAAAAAGGAUUGCUGAAAAAUACUGUGUGCAAAGGGGAAUAGCUGUAAAUAAAAAAAGCUUUGUUAUGAACUAAAGAGAGAAUGCUUUAGCAAAUGUAGAGAGUUUUGUGCAAAAAAAUGCCUCCUGAUUCCAGAUUAAGCUCUAUAUGUAUGCAAAUGUCAUCAUCCACCCAUUCAGUGUCCAUACAAGGAUAUUUGCAUUUAAAACAAUCUCUGAUUUGGGCAUCUGGUGGAGCUUGUUACCCAUGUUUAUGAGACCAUAGCAUCAAAUGUAAAAAAUCAGUAUAUUUACCUAACAGCUCCACGGUGAGGAUACGAGUUUACUUUCCAGACCCAUUUCUCUCAACUGCUUCUGAAGCUGCGUGGUAAUGCAGUGGGAGUCCUGCCAGGCAGGAGUAAAAAAAUGAAAAACAUUUAUUUAGACUUUGAUUAUGAUGCUGUUAAGGGUGGCUUUGAUGUUUUAUUGCACCAUCGAACUGGUUUUAAGUUACCAUUUAUGUGAAACACUAAAUAACUACGGAAUGCAUUUUCAACUUUCUUAAGCUACAAAGGAAAUUAUUUGCCAUGGCAUGAAAAUAAAAUAAUCAGGGUAGGGAGAAGGAAGGAGAGAAAAUAAAUAUCACUAAUAGCAUGUAAACUAAUGAAAGGGAAGAGCAGAGUGCUCUGAGUUCAGUAGGUGAAGUGAUAACUUCUGAAAGCCACAAACACAGUUUUAUAGAAGCAGCUACUUUAAUGCACAAUAUGCCCAAUCCUGGCUUUUCAUAUAAAUUGAGAACAAUUAACAGCACCCUUUAUUAAUAUGGCAACAGUUUGAUUCAACACUGAUCACUGGAAAAACCCACCAGUUUAAAUUACUAUCUAUCUGAUUUUGUUCUAAGAGCCUCUGCUCAACCUUGUUGGCAGGCAUCCUAUUUUAUAGAUUUUGGGUUUUAAUAAACUUGCAGUUAUGGCACAAUUCCAGAUCAAACUGCAUGAACCCCAGAACAAUGAACAAUCCUACAAUGAACAAUAAAAACCUGGUUUUGCUCCAGUUUUGGCAAGUGGAUCAUUUAUCAGAAGAAUGGGGUUCAAGUGGUGACCGAUGCUGCACGUCUAAAUCAGUUCUUAAAAUGGAGAGUACAGCAGAAGUGCUGUCUGUCUGUAUGUAUAUAAUUUAUUUAAUCCAAAUGAGAUUUUACAAUGCAAUUACACACAUGUAAAGGCUUGCACUCAAGCAUACAGAAAUUAUUGUAUAUAUGGGAGCCUGUUUGCAAGCUUUUUUUACACAGAAAUUGCACAGUUGACAGCACUUCCAUGACAUUGUCUUGGUUACCAUGUUUUAUUAUGCUCGAGUAAGUUAAAAUACUACAUAACAGGCUUAAGUAUUUUAUUCCUCAAUAGGUAGCCAAUUUUAUCUCCUCUGAAUCAAAUUUAACUGGUGUAAUUCCAAGAAAUGGCUCUGAGAAAGCAAGACUAAAUUCAAGUGUGUUUACCUCAGCCCUUUUUGAAUAAAUCAAGUUUUAU